This is a messenger RNA of Spea bombifrons (plains spadefoot toad), 1849 nucleotides long. RefSeq names its product suppression of tumorigenicity 7 like (gene ST7L). Gene Ontology annotation, molecular function: protein binding. Bases 33 to 1721 code for a protein of 562 amino acids. Lineage: Eukaryota; Metazoa; Chordata; Amphibia; Anura; Pelobatidae. The record is from RefSeq and is a predicted model, not a curated record. The transcript has 15 exons.
AGAACGGGGGGGGGAUAGGGGAAACAACCAAGAUGGCGGACGCCAUUUAUUCCGGCGCCUCAAGCCCUUCGUUUCUUGGAAGGCUCAAAGGUUGUCUUUCCCGCUGUUGGCCGUACGCCUGGUUGCUGUUACUCCUUGUCGCGCUGGUGCUUCUUUACCAUUUCAGAGCGCCGCUUCGUCUCUACGAGACUGUAGUGGCUGUGACUGGUUUUAUCAACACAUUGACUCCGAAGUUCUAUGUUGCACUCACAGGCACAUCAUCACUCAUAUCUGGAUUAAUACUGGUUUUCGAAUGGUGCUACUUUAAGAAGUACGGGACAUCCUUCAUUGAGCAGGUGUCUGUAAACCAUUUGCGACCAUUGAUGGGUGGAAUCGAACCUGGAGCAUCUGCUGGGAGUUUUUUCCCAAACCCUGGAGAGAAUGACACCAGCAGGCAAAGCUUGUCAGAGUGCAAGGUCUGGAGAAACCCUUUAAAUCUUUUCAGAGGAGCCGAAUACAACAGGUACACAUGGGUUACCGGGAGAGAGCCUCUCACAUACUACGAUAUGAAUCUGUCAGCACAAGAUCAUCAGACAUUUUUCACAUGCGACACAGACAUGUUGAGACCAUCUGAUGCUGUUAUGCAGAAAGCUUGGCGAGAACGAAGCCCCCAAGCGAGAGUGAAAGCUGGACACAAGGCCUUGGAAGAGUUUAGUGACUGUGCCACUGCAUAUAUUCUGUUGGCUGAAGAAGAAGCCACCACAAUAUUGGAGGCCGAAAAACUGUUCCAGCAGGCAUUAAAAGCAGCAGAAUCUGCAUAUAAAAAGUCCCAACAGCAGCAGCACUUGAGUGUACAACACGAAGCUCAGCACAGAAGAGACACAAAUGUAUUAAUUUAUACAAAACGAAGACUAGCAAUGUGUGCAAGAAAAUUGGGAAGAAUACGUGAAGCUGUUAAAAUUAUGAGAGAUUUAAUGAAAGAGUUUCCUCUUCUUAGCAUGGUGAAUAUCCAUGAAAACCUGCUGGAAGCCUUGCUGGAAUUGCAGGCCUAUGCGGAUGUUCAGGCGGUAUUAGCAAAAUACGACGAUAUCAGUCUUCCCAAAUCGGCAACAAUAUGUUACACGGCAGCGUUGUUAAAAGCCAGAGCUGUCUCUGAAAAGUUUUCUCCAGAAACAGCCUCCAGAAGAGGACUCAGUACGGCUGAAAUGAAUGCAGUGGAGGCCAUUCACCGAGCUGUGGAGUUUAAUCCUCAUGUUCCCAAGUAUUUAUUAGAAAUGAAGAGCCUAAUUAUGCCUCCAGAGCAUAUCCUGAAGCGUGGCGACAGCGAAGCUGUAGCUUAUGCCUUUUUCCAUCUCCAGCACUGGAAACGGGUUGAAGGUGCCCUGAAUUUACUACACUGCACUUGGGAAGGGACAUUCCGGAUACUUCCAUACCCCCUAGAAAGGGGUCAUCUGUUUUAUCCCUACCCUGGAUGCACAGAAAGUGCUGACAGAGAGCUAUUACCAGCUUUCCACGAGGUUUCAGUUUAUCCAAAGAAGGACUUACCGUUCUUUAUUCAUUUCACGGCUGGCCUUUGCUCGUUUACUGCAAUGCUGGCGCUUCUGACGCAUCAAUUUCCAGAGCUCAUGGGCGUUUUCGCUAAGACUUUUUUGGUAACACUGCUCACUCCCUUCAGCUUUCUGUUGGAAAAGAUCGAAAGUGUCUUGCCUUCUGGCUUAUGGCACCAGCUCACUCGAAUGUAAAGACCGGCUUCCUCCAGUGAAUAUGAAAACUUAACACGGUGCAAAGUUAUUCUGCGCUCCAUCAAAUUUCUACUUUAAUAUUGAAAAUGCCUGCGUUUAACAUUCUAAAAUAAAAACCAGCUCAGCAA